AUGACUUCCUUAGAUAACAUAAAAGACACUUCAACACCAAAACGCCGACGAAUGGGCACUGGAAGAAUAUUUCGCUCCAGUCUGAACAAAAGUAAGCAAAACAAUGAUUUACUAAUGGGCUUUAGUCCAGUAAUGAUUCCUAAACAUAACGAUGUCGAGAACAAUACCACAGAAAGAUGUGAUUCUCCGCUUCUGCCAUGUAACCAAGUAGAAUUUCGAAGUAUUUGUGAUUCGGAAAACAAUAGUUCAAUUUGUGAUAUUCCACCCUCCCCGGAUGUGUUACCGGCUUCAGUUGGAAACGAAUGGGAGUCAUUAAACAUAUGUACUAGUCAUAUAAAUGAAAUUGAUGAAAUAAGUACUGAAGACAGAAAUAAUCAAGUAUUAUCAGAAUUUAUAGAAGAUAUUUCAGAUGACAUGUUUCAAUCGAAAUUAGAUCAAUCUCACAUAAAAGAGAUUGACAAGAAAUUCACGGAUAAUAUUGAAAAGAGUUUUGAUAUGGUAAAUCAAUCAAUAAGUAAUCUAGAUGAAAUAAUGAAGAACAAAAGUUUAUUAUUUGAAACUAGAGACUCAUUCUUACUUGAUGUGAAGGAAGAUCCUACUCAACACAUACAGUCUAAUCUAAACAUCAACAAAAAAGAAGAAUUUAAAGUGGAGAACAGUUUUUAUGGUUUGCCAAUGAUUGCUAAAGGAUUGUUUAAAACUUAUAGGAACAUAGAGAAAUUUUAUGAGUGGCAAGAAGAAUGUUUGAACUUGGAAGCAAUACAUGAAAGGCGCAACUUGAUUUAUGCUCUGCCAACAAGUGGGGGUAAGACCCUAGUGGCCGAGGUGCUCAUGCUGAGGGAAGUACUGAACAGAAAGAAGAAUGCCUUGUUCAUACUGCCAUUUGUGGCCAUCGUUCAGGAAAAGAUCUGGGCUUUAUCAACAUUUGCUGUUCAACUAGACUUUCUAGUUGAAGAAUAUGCAGCAGGCAAGGGUCACAUACCACCUAAAAAGAGACGGAAAAAGAACAGCAUUUACAUAGCAACUAUUGAAAAAGGCCUGGCUUUAGUCAGGAGUUUGAUUGAGCUGGAUAGAUUGCAUGAAAUUGGACUUAUUGUGGUAGACGAACUACAUUUAAUUGGCGAGAGUGGACGUGGCGGAACGUUGGAAACAUUAUUAACGACUGUCAUUUUUACCAACAAGGACAUUCAAAUAGUGGGCAUGAGUGCAACAAUAGGCAAUCUACACGAGAUCGCACAGUUCCUCCGAGCCGACGUGUUUCAACGACAGUUCCGUCCGGUGGAGCUGACGGAGUACGUCAAAUUGGGGGACAUGCUACACAAGAUCGUGUGGGGACCUGAGGGCGUUGAGAUUGUACCGGAUAGGGCGCUUGCUUAUAAUUACUCGGCAGCAGCAACAUCCUUAGACCCUGAUCUUAUCGGCGGCCUGGUCUCCGAGGUGGUACCUAAAGGCUCUGUCCUCGUAUUUUGUCCAACAAAGCGCAACUGUGAGAACGUCACUACCUUAUUAUGCAAGUUACAAAGACGUGAGAUGGUAUCACACAAAGCGGCUGAACGGCAAGCGCUGGAAAGUGCAUUAAGGGCUGAGGGAGCAAAUUCUGAUCUUGCACAAGCAGUGAGGUAUGGCAUCGCUUACCACCACGCGGGACUUGCAAGCGACGAGCGGUCGCUACUGGAACAAGCUUAUAGGUCAGGUACAAUAUCAGUAUUAUGCUGUACGUCGACCCUGGCUGCCGGCGUCAACCUGCCAGCGCAGCGCGUCAUCAUCCGCGCGCCGCACGUCGGCAGGGACUUCCUCACGCUCGGGGCAUACCGGCAGAUGGUGGGCAGGGCCGGGCGCGCCGGGGUUUGUGAUACUGGUGAGAGUAUAGUGAUAUGUGGCGCGAGUGUAUGGCCACAACUACAAGCCGUGCUACGCGGGGGCCUGGCGGCGGCACGCAGUGCUCUGCGUCGCGGGGCCCAGGGCCCCGGGGGCCUGCCCAGCGGGGCCCUGUCAGGGUUGCUACUGAGCGGUGUAGCGCUGCGCCUGGCGUGUACUCGCGCGCGCAUGCGAGAGUUCCUGGCCUGCACGCUACUCGCUGUUACUGGGGACGAUUCCUGCAGUCCGUCAGAUAUAAAUACGUUACUGGAUGAAACACUACGCUCCCUCCUACAAUCCGGCGCACUAGAGGUGGCGAAGGGGGACAGGGGACAAGGGAAGCGGGGUGAGGGGGACACGUCGCAUGUAGCAGUGCGGGAGUGCCGCGUGUAUAAUGAUACUGAGCUGGCCGUCAGCGCAUUGGGCAGUGCUGCUAUUAAAGCUUGCAUGGACUUGACAGCGGCAGAGCAGUUCCUGGUAGACUUGGAUCAAGCCUCCAAGAGCCUGGUGGUGAUGGGGAGCCUACAUCUGUUGUAUCUGGUCACGCCACAAGAUGCCGCAUCCAUUAAGCCGGACUAUGCUCAUUAUUAUUCUUUGUAUUCCGCUUUGGACGAAGAAGGUAUUCAGACUGCGAAAGUAUUAGGAAUCACUGAACAAAACGCUAUCCGUAUGAUGACAGGGAAACCUAUUACAAACGUGUCUGAGAGAGUAUUGUGUCGGUUCUACUUAGCCAUGAUGCUGCAUGAUUUGUGGAAGCAAGUUCCUUUUCCCACCGUGGCUCAUAAGUACAACUUGCCGCGCGGCAGGGUGCAGGCCGUGCUGGCGGCGGCGAGCAGCGCGGCGGUGAGCGGCGCGCGGCUGUGCGCGGCGCUGGAGUCGCGCUGGGCGGCCGCCGCGCUGCUGGCCGAGCUGGCGCCGCGGCUGCAGCACGCCGCCGCGCCGGAACUCACGCUGCUCAUGGAUUUGCCUAAUGUUAAGAAGGCGCGCGCGCUGCAGUUGUCCCGCGCGGGGUACCGGCGCGUGGAGGACGUGGCGCGCGCCGGCGCGGCCGACCUGUGCGGCGCCCUGCCGCAUCUCUCGCGCGCCGCCGCCACGCAGCUCGUCAGCGCCGCCAGGAUGAUACUCAUUGAAAAAGUGGAAAAUCUUCGGGCUGAAGCUGAAGACGUCAUGGACGAGCUUAAUUCUUGA
Spodoptera littoralis (African cotton leafworm) is the source of this 3045-nucleotide messenger RNA. Lineage: Eukaryota; Metazoa; Arthropoda; Insecta; Lepidoptera; Noctuidae. The record is from the annotation of a GenBank genome assembly.